AUGGCUGAGCAACCUCGUGUUAAAUCGGCCGGAGAAUAUGCAGAGAGAUUACCUGACACUUUGUUUGAUUCUCAAUCCUUGAAAGAAAAAGAAUCAUGGUCCAAAAAUGUUUCUCCCAGAUUGAGCGAGGGACAUGUCGAAAAGAUAUGA
Molecule: messenger RNA, 150 nt
Organism: Sclerotinia sclerotiorum 1980 UF-70
Lineage: Eukaryota; Fungi; Ascomycota; Leotiomycetes; Helotiales; Sclerotiniaceae
Exons: 2
Coding region: 1-150 (49 amino acids)
Source: RefSeq, a predicted model, not a curated record